Cuscuta europaea is the source of this 1547-nucleotide messenger RNA. Lineage: Eukaryota; Viridiplantae; Streptophyta; Magnoliopsida; Solanales; Convolvulaceae. The record is from the annotation of a GenBank genome assembly.
UUUCUUUUUAAAUAUCUAUUUUACCUAACUCCUCCAUCCAUACGCAUACAAACUUCACUAGUUCAUCUAGCGUUUGAAGAUGGCGGGCCACGGGACAAUCGGUUGAGAAGAUCCGAUGACCAAAAUUGGGAUUGUCUCUUCGUCUUUAUUUUCUACGGAUUUUGCUUCUCCAGCAAGAACACGAUCAGAAACAUCGGAGCUAGAAAGUGAAGCCGUGAAGGUGUGAAUAUGGACGCCGGGAAGCUCUUCGCUCUGAAGAAAAAGAAGGGCAAUGCCCAAGCCCAAAAGAAGGACCCCUCGGUCCAGCAGCCUGUGGAAGCCUUCUUUCAGAAGGAGACUCCGGAGCCCUCUGCUGCGGAGGUAGUUAUCGGGGUGGCGGAGGGGGCCACAAAAAAGAAGAAGGGCAGCAAGGCGGUUGAGCCCCCUGCCAAGAAGCAGAGGGGUACCGGGGCACUGUUGGCCAGGAUGCCCCCUUGGUGAUCAUUGAGGAUCGCCCUUCUCUGGAUCCCCUGGUUGGUGCUGCGGCGACAGCUCGGCCCGAUCUCCCCUUGGGAAGCCUCCCCCGGGAGAUUCUGCAGCUUUCCUUGGCCCCGGGGGCUUCUGUGCUACAUGGCUCAGCAGAGCCGAAGGCCUUCCUGAGGGGGAUCACCUCGGCGAUGGACAAGGUCGCCCUCUCGACUUAUGAUGAUGCGGCCCUCGAGAACAAGAUCCUUCGAUCUUCGUUAGCUGCUUGUGUAGCCCUUGGGGAGAACGCUCAAAGACUCAAGCAAUGGCGCCUUCAGAAAGCGGAGCAGGGUCGGGAAAUGAAGGAGCUUAUCCUGAAGAACUCUGAUGCUGUGAAGCAGAUGACCUCGCUGGAGGAAGAUCUCCGGAAGGCUGCCGAGGGUGCUGAGCUGAAGGUCAAGGCUGCUGUGGAGGAGGCCAGGCUCGAGGCCGAGAGGGCCGCCAAGAAAGCUGCCGAGGAGGCAUAGCUCGCCAAGGCCGAGGCCGUCGCCAAAGCCCGAGAGGAGGCUGUUGCCGUGUUUGUGGCCGAGGGCUGGAAAACCGAAGACAGGCGGCAGUGGGUGGCCUCGGUAGUGGAGUCUUCGGUCGACGACUGGGUGAAGGGCCCCCGGGCCGACUGGAUGGCAAAGAGGGGCGACAGCUACUACCAGGGGGCGAGUUCUUCACCCAACAUCUGGUGUACCGGAGGCUCGCCAGGCAUUUCAAAGUCCCCCUCGAGGACUUCGACCCCUCGGCGUACGGCCUUCCUGCUUUGCAGCCAGAUGUAAGAAACCCCCUCCCCCCGGGCGAAGAGAGGCCUGUGAUCCACGACUCCAUGAUGAUGGGGGGAUCUCGUGAUGGUGAUGCCGAGGCUGCCAUCGGGGAGGAGGUCACCUCGAAGCCUGCCGAGGAGGCAACAACUGAAUGAAACAUUUGUACCUAGUAGCUUUUGAACACCUCUUUUUCUUUGUAUGUAAUGAAUAUUGUACGCCCUCGGCCUCGGCCCAUUUGUAAUAUACACUUGAAUUUUCCUUUCCUUUGAUGAAUGAAUGCUUACCUUCGGG